This is a messenger RNA of Sodiomyces alkalinus F11, 1245 nucleotides long. RefSeq lists its product as hypothetical. Gene Ontology annotation, cellular component: U2-type catalytic step 1 spliceosome; Prp19 complex; U2-type catalytic step 2 spliceosome. The record is from RefSeq and is a predicted model, not a curated record. Gene Ontology annotation, molecular function: metal ion binding; pre-mRNA binding; U6 snRNA binding. The transcript is spliced from 3 exons. Lineage: Eukaryota; Fungi; Ascomycota; Sordariomycetes; Glomerellales; Plectosphaerellaceae. Bases 1 to 1245 code for a protein of 414 amino acids.
AUGUCCGACGGAGAAACCGUUGUCGCCCAACGGGUGCAGGAUGAUGCGCAGGAUGACGCGCAGGAUGACGCGCAGGGGGACCAAGAACAAGAGACGGCUCUGACGACUACCACGACCGAGGUCGCCGCUGCAACAGAACGCAAAGUCAAGAAGAUCAUACGGAAGAAGAGGCGCCCAGCCCGUCCCCAAGUCGACCCGGCAACGGUCACCACAGAAAUCCCUCCUCAAACCGGAACGACUUUUAACAUUUGGUAUAACAAAUGGGCCGGUGGCGAUCGCGAGGACAAGUAUCUCUCCAAGACACACGCCAAAGGCCGCUGCAAUAUCGUCAAGGACAGCGGCUAUACGCGAGCGGAUAGGGUUUCGGGCAGCUAUUUCUGUCUGUUUUUCGCACGGGGUCUCUGUCCUAAAGGCCAAGACUGCGAGUACCUGCAUCGGCUUCCAACCAUCCACGACAUGUUCAACCCAAACGUAGACUGCUUCGGGCGUGACAAGCAUGCCGACUAUCGAGAUGAUAUGGGCGGCACGGGCAGUUUCAUGCGACAGAAUCGCACCGUUUAUGUUGGGAGAAUACAUGUCACCGAUGACAUUGAGGAGAUUGUUGCGCGUCACUUUGCAGAAUGGGGGCAGAUUGAGCGAAUUCGUGUUCUCAAUACCCGGGGCGUCGCCUUCAUCACGUACACCAACGAGGCGAAUGCACAAUUUGCCAAGGAGGCCAUGGCUCAUCAGUCACUUGACCAUGAAGAGGUCCUCAACGUUCGGUGGGCGACGGUGGAUCCCAACCCGAUGGCGAAAGCCCGGGACGCGCGACGCAUCGAAGAACAGGCCGCCGAGGCAAUCCGACGAGCCUUGCCAGCUGAAUUCAUUGCCGAGAUGGAGGGCAAGGAUCCGGAAGCGAGAAAGCGGAGGAAAAUCGAGAGCAGUUACGGCUUAGAAGGCUACGAAGCGCCCGACGAGGUCUACUUUGCCAGGGGUCCUAAUGCCAUCAAUCCAGUCGGGCGUCAGGGAUAUGAAGUAGGGUAUAACGAGCGUCUCAUGAUCGAGAACGGCACUGCCAGCGAGGAGGCGCAGUCUUCGCUGCCGAUUGCUCCCCAACAGCAGCAACCCAAAGAGGAGUCGGGGGGCAUUUUUUCGAGCAGCACGCUGGCGGCUCUGCAAACGGCUAAAGUCUCGGUUGCCCAGAAACCUACACCUGCAGCUUCUACCGGACCAUUAGUUGCCUAUGACAGCGAAGAUGACGAAUGA